UCUCGCAGCUUUGAAAGCUGAAACGGCAUACAUACUGUGCCUUCCAAAAUAGCAAAACAGAAGCAAAAAUGGAGGAUGGUCAUGGAUGAAAGAAGAAGCCAAUUCGCCUGAGGCUUUUGGAGGUUCUUUCCAGCGGCGCAAAGAAGUUGAAGGAGACAAGAAUAUGGCUCUCAGUAACAGCAACGAUCGCUGGGAAUUGCUGGUGUAGGAAUCUGGUUUGAUCGACAAGAAUAUGGCUCUCAAGAACAGCAACGAUCACUGGGCAUUUCUGCCUACAUAUUCUUGGCAACCAAACAUAUUCUAAUCAAAUCUGAAGGAAGAAAUCGAAGCGCCUCUGUGGGUGGAUCUCACUCUAGAAGCCAACUCAACAAACCAACAUAUUGAUGAUGACUGGUUUUACAGAAGCCAUCUGUUCCACCAAUGCUCUUCACGCCAGUUGAAGGCUGCAUUUUUGAAUUCGGGUGAGGAUAGUAUGGGCUUAAACUUUGACUUAGUUGGACCAUCUUCGCCACAACUUCUGUCUUCUGUCUCUAAGUCAAGAGGCAAAGACUUUGUAAGCAAGAAAUGGAGACGGGAAAACCAAGAUUUUACAGAUAAGCGGCACCUAGACAAAGUUCUGAGCGGGACAUCUUCCUGUGGGAACUCAGGGUCCAGUGAUGAGAUGAACCCCAAAUCAAGCUUCAUACAGUUGAAGGGAACAACCAGUUCCAAAUCAGGUUCAGUUUGUAAAAGCAGUCUAACUGGAAAUCACAUACCCAAUUGCUCUAAGCCAACGUCCUCUGGUGGGGAUCCAACAUGUAGUUUUAGUUCUGUGACAAACAAGGCAAAUGAAAGCAGUACAGCAAGCACCAUUACAUCUGAGAGUGGUCAGCAGCAACAACAGAAGUUUAUGGAGAAAUCAAAUCCAGCAUUGAGCCAAACAAAUGGGAUACUUUCAGUAAUAAAGGCUGGUUUCAGGAAAAGCGGUAUUACUAGGCCAGCAGCCAGAGUGGAGAUUAAUUGUGAUAGAAGGAAAUCAAGAGGCCGUAAAUCUUCAUUCAGCAAGUCUAGUGUGGGAUCAUCUUCUAAUCCUGGUUCGAAUGGCAGGACCUCGACAUCUACAUCAAUACAGUACAAAGAAAGAUCCCCAGAUAGCAGGAAUGUGACAAGAAUGAGUUAUGCAACCAAGAACAGAAUAAAACCUUCUAAAGUAUCCAAGUUGUCUACGCAUAAGAAUGAGAGAGGGACUGCAAACUACAGAAUUGGACCUAAUGUUUCAAAGUCAAUCCACACAGAAGCUGAAAAACCAAAGGUUCAGUAUCAGAUUCUGAGAAGGAAACCUUUGGAUUCUGUUCUAGUUAAAGAAACUAAACCAGUAACUACUGUGAAAUCUAAGAAGAAACCAGUUGUUGGUGGAUCUAACAGAUUGGUGGCCCCAGGAAAAGAGAAUUUGAAAGGGAGAAUCGCUGGGAGUCAGAAAUGCAAUAACAAAGGCAUUGCUCCUGUAACCAUGGUUUGGAGUCCGAAGGGGACAAAACAGAGCAUUUUGCGAAGGACCGACCGAACAGGACUGGCUGGAAAGGGGAAAGUCGGCGGUCCAAGCCAUUUGUUAAGCCUGAAGGAUGUUCCGAAGAGACCCCAUUUCAGAUGAGAGACCAGUGCAAUCUAGCUGAUUUGUAUGUAUAUAGUGUAAACCUAACAUCACUUCUAACACUGGAGAAAAAGUAGAGUGAAACAGAGUUUGGCCCUCGAAUGAUCCAAGAUUCUUGCUGGCCCAGAGAGUCGUCCUGUAUUUCCAUGGAAGGUUUUCUUCUGAUUGCCAUGAGUUGAGGUGACAUCUUUCGAGUGGCGCUAUUCUAAUAGUCGUUUCUUAGUAUCACGUACAUAUCUGCUGGAGAAAGCUCUUUUGGAAAUCUUUCAUUUGACAAAUUGAAAGAGAGAGGGAGUAGGAUCUGUAAUUCACAUCAUUUUUGAAAAUAUUAGAGGUUUCCGUAAUGAAAUGUUAGACGCGCAAAUCGUUUACUUUGAUGGUGUAAUACAAGUUGAUGUUUUCUUGA
Messenger RNA from Malus domestica (apple), 2036 nucleotides. The record is from RefSeq and is a predicted model, not a curated record. Lineage: Eukaryota; Viridiplantae; Streptophyta; Magnoliopsida; Rosales; Rosaceae.